Molecule: messenger RNA, 3333 nt
Organism: Vigna unguiculata (cowpea)
Lineage: Eukaryota; Viridiplantae; Streptophyta; Magnoliopsida; Fabales; Fabaceae
Biological process (GO): box C/D snoRNP assembly
Cellular component (GO): nucleus
Molecular function (GO): RNA binding
Source: RefSeq, a predicted model, not a curated record
GGACCCACUAUAAAGAAUCGGAACACAAAGGCACUACACACGAGAAAUCACGUUUUUUCUCUCUGGGUACAGUGCGGGUGAGCAUAAAUCCUACCGCGUUCGUCUUUAAGCGGCACCACCGUUCACCGGUCGUUACCGUCAGCUGCUCACCGAAUAUGACCUAACAGUGAGGACCAUUACGCACCCUCUGCCUCAGUCGUUCAUCCGACGUGCUACAGUCCCAAACCCCGACGAGAUUCACUCAACGGUAGCGUCUACAUCCGAAGCUCCAUAGCUGCUGCCGAGGUUGUCUUGGGGCUGGUUCGUGUGGCAGAACUUCUCCACUGUUCUAUCUUUUUUAUCUGGUUCGAUUGUGUAUUUUUGAGCUAGUGUAAAAUUCCCAUGGUUUGUGUUUGUCAAUGGUUGGAAAGAUGAGAAAAUUUAUACUCAUUUCUUUUAGGUAUUGAUUUUUACGAUUUUGUCGUGGAAACUCUUUCCUAUCACCAACAAAUACAAAUUACCAACAGCAACAGAACCAAGCACUGUGUUUGAAAUCAAACAAUAAUAGAGAGGAAAAUUUAUCUGAAUCAGUCACCAUAACCAAACACAAAUAGAGAUAUGAAAUAUUUCAUUUUCACCUUAGCAAACCAGGAUGUAUGCAAGCUUAUCUUAUGAGUGGAUAAUGUGAUUGAAGCAGCACCUUAUAUUUUUUUACUAAAAUGUUGCUGCAACAUAAAUCAUUGAUUAUUAGUCUGCUGUUUUUAAGCAUUUAGUUUUUGGUAAGUGCUUAAAAUUGACGUUGACUUGUUUAGUUCCUAGAAGAGGAGGGUUGGGGAGGGGAAACCGAGUUUUUAUAUUUUGUGAAUGUACAAUUACUGGCUUAUUAUGUUUAUGUUUAAAUGUGUAAACUGCAAACUUCUCACAUUAACUAACUGUAAAUUUUUACAUUUCGGUUUGACUCUGUUUUUGACAGGUCAAUUUGUUGGUAAAUAUAAGGCUGUGUAUGUAAUUGUCUUAUUGAUAUCAACAUUUGGUAAGCCUUCUUUCUCAACAGUUAUUUGUCACCUCUUUUUUAUUUGUCUUGUCAUUCUCUCUCAAUUGGUUGUUGUUCUUCCUCAGUUGCCUGGUUUAUUUCUUAACUGAUGUUUCCAAUCUUGUUAAAUUUGGCAUGCAAGCAGAUUCCAUAUAUUUAAUGAUCGCAACUGUGUAUAAUGGAGGUUGUUGUCCUUUUUUGCUUUGAUCAGGUUCAGAGUUUUUGUGUUCCUUUCCUACACUUCAGAUUCCAAAACUGUGUUUCAUUGAAACUUUGAAUUGUAUAAAUUUCUUGUGUUUAUGUUAACAUCAUGGCUAACAAUGCCAACUCCUCCUCCAAAACCCAACCCCCUUAUGCUCCUAAUCCUAACCAUCAAAAUUUCUUACAAAACAAUGGUGUAGGCAUGACACCCCAGGCCCAAUUUUGUUUUGGCAACCACCAAAGCCAAAGCUUGUUGCCCCCUUUUAUGCAGCCACUACCCAUGAAUGCGGCACCUUUCAUGAAUGCUGCAAAUCACAAUCAUUUUCCCUUGCAAAACGAUCAGAUGCAUCUGCGUCAAAUGGGUAUGCCUGGUCAUCAACAGGGUCAACCCCUUGUGGGGGUUUAGGUCCCCAAAAUAACGUUAGCAAUCCCAAUUACAGCAAUCCAAUGUAUCCUGUUCAGGGACAAGUCAUGCUGAAUGCAGCUCAACUCAAUUUGUCUCAAUUACAGGGACAAAUGUUGGCACAGAGUAUUUUGAAUAUACUUCAGCCAUCUAAUAUGAAUAUGAGUAUGCCAAAUGGCCAAUUUUGUGCCCCUUAUCCUAUGCAGAAUAUGAAUCAACAGUUACCUACACAAAUGCCAAGCCCUUCUCAAGGGGUUCCGCAUGGCAUGCAUCCGAGUUCCUGCCCCAUGUUUGGGUUUCCAAACCAACUGCCUGAGGCUAUGGUCCCACAGAAUUCAUUACUUUCUGCAAGUCCACAGUUAGGUUUUGAGCCUGGAAGGCAGGUCCGAUUGCACAUUGAGCCGAACGAGAAAAACCUUACUCCACCAAACGUGAAUGCAAAUGCUUUUGUAUCACGGUCGCAUUUUUCAUCUCAGCAAUUACAAGGGAAUACUUCUGGGUCACGUAAUUCUAAUUUGGCUCAUACAAGUAACUCUCAACCUCCUGCAUUUUUAAAGUCGCACUCACAGGAGAAUCCUUAUGGCAAUAUUAAAACUAAUGUUCCAAAUACCAACUGGAAUGGAUCACCCAGCAAAAACUUCAAAAGUAGACCAAAACGAGGGGGGUUUAAAGGAGGAUUCCAGAAGUCUAAAUUUAAUGAUGUCAAUAAUGGAAAGAGGAGAACUGGGUUUCCUAAAGAUCAUAAUGGAAUAGGCCCUUACAGUGGGAGGGCAGGACAGGAUAGUUUAAGAUCAAAGGAAUUUAAGCAUCAACCAGAAAGAUCUUUCUCUGUGACUUACACUGAGCAAGAAAUCCAACAAUGGCGUGAAGCACGGAAAAAGAAUCAUCCUUGUAACAACUUUCAGAAGAGGCACAGUGAAUGGCCGAUGGACUCCAAGGUCAUUAAUAGGGAGGUCUUACAAAGAGAGCUUAAGGAGGUUUUAGCAAAGCAAGCUGAAUUGGGAAUCGAAGUUGCUGAAAUACCAUCACACUACCUUAAGAAUUCUGAAAAUCAAGGUCUUCAGAAUGAAGGGAAAAACAAAUUUAGUGACAAAAGAAAGUUCCAAAACAAAUUCAACAAGAAAUUGGACAGAAAAGGUCGGUUCGGCAAGACGCAAAAGUUUGCUGACUUUUCAGAAAACCCUUCGUUAAAGAAGAGGAAGCCAACUUUAUUGCAGAAACUCUUGAGUGCAAAUAUAAGUAAGGAUAAGAGCCACCUGUUUCAGGUUUUCAGGUUCAUGGUAAUAAAUUCUUUCUUCAAACAUUGUCCUGACAAGCCACUUAGAUAUCCAUCAGUCAUGGUUAAAGAGAACGGGUCUGAAGUUGACACUAUAAAGGAUGUUCCUAAACGCGGGAACGAGGGAGCGGUCAAAAAAAUUGUUAGCCUCAAUAAUGAUGAUGAUCAUAAUAGUGAAGACGAAGACAGUGAUGUGGAUGAGAAUGACUCUACUGUACAUAAUAAUCCACACGAAACACUUUUUUCCUUGGUUAAAGAAGGAUUUGAGAAAUCUGAUGAAGAAGAGGGAGAAAUUUUAGAAUGAAAUUCGGAGAUUGGUGCUCCAAUUUUUGCAGCAAAGUUUUGAAUACUGUAGUGGUAACAUUUUUUGUUUAAUCAUUUGUUUCCCUUAUGGUUUUACCAUCACGCAUAAUGUUACAGUAAAUAUAUUUUUGCAGCAAA